AUGAGAGCGGUUGAGACAAUUUCGUUGGCAUUUGUCGCCUGUGUCCUUCAUAAAACUUUUGGUCACGAUCGUGGAAAUGUCGCAAUGAGUCCAGUGAAUGGGAUGAAACUUUUGUCGCGUUCACCGAGAACUCUGCUUUAUCCGAACCCUUCAACUCUACUGUUAAUUUUUGGAAUAGGUACUCCAUUGCAAUUAGACAGGGAGAGUGUAAUUGUCGGUGCAUUCACAAAGAUAGUGUACACAUUACCUCAGAAUUCCACGGAUUUUACAGAACCAGGAGUGCAAUUUGAGAGAAAUGGUCAAACUCGUUGGAGUAUCUACAAAAUAUUAACGAAUGCUGCUAAUUAUUACGGUUUCGGUGGAAAGUCCUGCCUGCUGAGGGCAAUAUGCGAGGUGGCUGCUGCCCCAUUUGACCUCCGUCACGGCCUUUUCGGUCAGAUAAUUCAAGCCUUGCUCACGCCUUCAAGUACCAUCGAGCCAUACGACGAGCACGAGGAUCGCGAAUACCAUGCAGCUGAAAGACUCGGUAAGCACGUGGGCGAAAACUGCCACGCCCUUUAUCCAGAAUGCGGUAGAAGCGCCCUAGACGUAUUUUCCACCAUAGGAUAG
Messenger RNA from Diachasma alloeum, 609 nucleotides. RefSeq lists its product as uncharacterized. NCBI's taxonomy places the organism in Eukaryota, Metazoa, Arthropoda, Insecta, Hymenoptera, Braconidae. Bases 1 to 609 code for a protein of 202 amino acids. The record is from RefSeq and is a predicted model, not a curated record. The transcript has 3 exons.